Molecule: messenger RNA, 609 nt
Organism: Vigna unguiculata (cowpea)
Lineage: Eukaryota; Viridiplantae; Streptophyta; Magnoliopsida; Fabales; Fabaceae
Source: RefSeq, a predicted model, not a curated record
AUGGCUAGUGCUGGUGGUGUCCGGGUACUAGAUGGCCCGGAUGACCCGGAUGGACCCGACGACCCGGACGACCCAGAUGGGCUCGACGACCUGAACGAGCUUGACGACCUGAACGGGCUGGACGACCCAGACGGGCCGGACAACCCAGACGGGACCGACAACACGAACAGGCUCAACGACACGAACGGGCCGGACGACCCGAAUGGAUCCGACAACCCGGAUGGGCCAGACAUGCCAGACGACCCGGAUAGACCCGUCCAAACAGUCGGGCCCAUUCAGGUAGUCGAGCAUGUUCGAGUCGUGGGGCCCGUCUGGGUCGUCAGGCUGCCUGACCUGUUUUCGUCAGUGGUCCCGCCUGGUCCGUUCGGGUCUUCGGGUCCGCGUGACCCUUUCGGGUCUUUGGGUCCGCCUGACCCAUUCGGGUCUUUGGGCCUGCUUGACCCGUUCGGUUCUUCAAGCCCGCUUAACCCGUUCAGAUCAUCGGGCCUUCUUGGCCCGUUCGGAUCUUCGAACCUACUUGUCCUGAUCGGGUCUUCGGGCCCACCUGGCUCAUCUGGUUAUUGGGCCCGCCUGGCCCGUCGGGUCAUCGGGCUCACUCGAAUUUUCUGA